This is a messenger RNA of Aedes albopictus (Asian tiger mosquito), 814 nucleotides long. Its product is annotated as probable peptidyl-tRNA hydrolase 2. NCBI's taxonomy places the organism in Eukaryota, Metazoa, Arthropoda, Insecta, Diptera, Culicidae. Bases 159 to 683 code for a protein of 174 amino acids. Gene Ontology annotation, cellular component: mitochondrion; cytosol. The record is from RefSeq and is a predicted model, not a curated record. Gene Ontology annotation, molecular function: peptidyl-tRNA hydrolase activity. The transcript is spliced from 3 exons.
GAACUGCAGAAUCCAUCUCAUCUAUGUUCGCGCCGCAGCAUAAAAUUUUAUGCUAACAAGGUUUGCGACAGCGUUGUGGUCUGCGACUGCGAGCUACAGCGGUGCCGGCCGGACUAUCAAAUUUUGAGGACCAAAUUCAGGUUAAGCAAAUUCUCAAGAUGUUCGAUACAACUCAUGUCGUUAGUGCUGUGGCCGUGUUGGCGUCCUUCAUCGUGGGACUCAAGUUUGGCAGCAGAAGUGCCGGCGGAAAUAAGGAAAUGCGCAAUGGUACCGAAUCGAAUACUACGGCACCCAAAAAGGAAGAAGAAAAUGUUUUCUCCGACUUUGGCGGCGAGUACAAAAUGGUCCUGGUGGUUCGGAAUGAUCUAAAGAUGGGCAAAGGAAAGAUUGCGGCCCAGUGCGGUCACGCCGCAGUGGGUGCUUUCGAGGGUGCCCUAAAGAAGACGCCAUCCGUUUUACGAAAGUGGCAGCACACCGGCCAGGCCAAAAUUGCCGUCAAGGUCGAAAGCGAACAGCAAAUGAUGGAAGUCUACCGGACGGCCAAGGCGAACAAUCUGAACUGCUGUUUGAUUCGGGACGCCGGUAGGACUCAGAUUGAACCCAACAGCAAAACGGUAUUGGCCAUCGGUCCGGCACCCAAUCAGGUGAUCGAUACGAUUACCGGACAUUUGAAACUUUUGUAGGCCUCGGUGAGGUACUUACAUCAGCUCUCGCCAAAACAAAGGUAAUUGAAGUUUAUGCAAAUUGAUCUUAAUAUUGAAACAAGUGUAAUCACUUGGAUUGAAUCUGAUGAAUAAAGGGCGAGAAAGCAUAA